This is a messenger RNA of Plectropomus leopardus (leopard coralgrouper), 1047 nucleotides long. It is a transcript of the gene tnnc2.1, whose product is annotated as troponin C2, fast skeletal type, tandem duplicate 1. The record is from RefSeq and is a predicted model, not a curated record. Lineage: Eukaryota; Metazoa; Chordata; Actinopteri; Perciformes; Serranidae. Gene Ontology annotation, molecular function: calcium ion binding. Gene Ontology annotation, cellular component: myosin II complex.
UUCACUGGGAUGAGAGGGUACUUAUGUAGGGGAGUGACGCCACCUGAAACUGUGUAGUAGCGAGACUUUCUGUCCCAGACGUCCGUCGUUUUUACUGGUGUCUGUUGUUCAGCACAGCCUGCCACCAUGCCCACUGACGCCCAAAGCGAUGCCCGCUCCUUCCUGACUGAGGAGAUGAUUGCAGAGUUUAAGGCUGCCUUUGACAUGUUUGACACCGACGGUGGCGGUGAUAUCAGCACCAAGGAGUUGGGCACCGUGAUGAGGAUGUUGGGCCAGAACCCAUCAAGGGAGGAGUUGGAUGCCAUCAUUGAGGAGGUCGAUGAAGAUGGCAGCGGUACCAUUGACUUCGAGGAGUUCUUGGUCAUGAUGGUGCAGCAGCUAAAGGAGGACCAGGCUGGAAAGAGUGAAGAGGAGCUUUCAGAGUGCUUCCGUAUUUUUGACAAGAACGCAGAUGGUUUCAUCGACCGGGAGGAGUUCGGAGAUAUCCUCCAUCUCACUGGAGAGACGGUGGCAGAGGAAGAUAUCGAUGAGAUGUUCGGUGAAGCAGACACAAACAAAGAUAAUAAGAUUGAUUUUGAUGAGUUUCUGAAGAUGAUGGAGAACGUCCAGUAAUGAGGCCCGCUCUACAUUCCUUGGUGACCCUUCCUCAGAGAGAAUACAAAGCACGCUUAUCUGCUGGAGAUCUGCUCAGUGCAAACUCUAGAUGCUGUAAAAGCCUGUGCAAUUAUGAAUGCGUUUCUGAGAUGUCUAAAUGGAUACAAGUGAAAUACCUCCACCCCACCCUUCCCCCCUUACUCAUAUGAAACCCAGGGGCUCUGGGAGGAAUUCUAUAAAUAUCCACUCAAACCUUUUAAGACGAUGGCCCUUUCCCCUGACCGCCUCCUUGUGCCUGCCACCCAGCUGUCCCCCUGACAGCUGCUGUUUCACCAGAAAUGCUACACCGACAGCUUAAACCCCCCCACCCUCUCUCUUCCUCCUCUUCCUCAGAACCUAAUAUCCUCUCCACCCUGUUCUGUGCUUUCUAAAUAAAUCCACUUUCUCCUUGUU